Encephalitozoon hellem ATCC 50504 is the source of this 342-nucleotide messenger RNA. RefSeq lists its product as uncharacterized. Lineage: Eukaryota; Fungi; Microsporidia; Unikaryonidae. The record is from RefSeq and is a predicted model, not a curated record. The coding region runs from base 1 to 342 and encodes 113 amino acids. The transcript has a single exon.
AUGAUAAGAUGUGUCUACACAGUACAGAAGCACAAAAAGCUGAAGACAUGGAUUGACGGCUUUGUAGAGCACAAGGGUAAGAGGCUCUAUCUGUACAACUCUGACAUGGAGAGGAUAGAUAGCAUGCUAGCACCUGCUUUGGAUAAUGAGAUGGAAACAUACAAGUAUCUUGUGUAUAUCGACUCUUUUGAGGAUGUUGAAGAAGACGAAGCAAAGGAUCAAGACCCGACACCAGACAUCUCUGAGUUAUCGAAGAAGGAGGCAGGAGACGAACAUAAGGAGGAGCCUCUAUUACCAAGAGGAAGAUCCGGAGAAGAAAUAAUAGGCCUGUUUGGAAAGUAG